GGGACGCCGCGGACCGUAGAGAGCACUUAGCUGCCUGAUACUUACUUCCUGGGAUUCCUGAAGCCCGAGUUGCUUCUAACCAUGCAGCGGAGAUCUAGAGGAGUCAAUACUGGCCUGCUUCUGCUUCUUUCUCAAAUCUUCCAUGUUGGUAUCAACAAUAUUCCACCUGUGACCCUGGCAACUUUGGCUGUCAACAUCUGGCUCUUUUUAAAGCCUCUGAAGCCUCUCUAUAGCUCUUGCCUUAGCGUAGAGAAGUGCUACCAUGAGCAAGACUGGCAACGCUUGCUGCUCUCACCCCUUCACCAUGCGGAUGAUUGGCAUUUGUAUUUCAACAUGGCAUCCAUGCUGUGGAAAGGCAUGAAGCUGGAGAGAAGACUGGGCAGUCGCCGGUUUGCCUUUAUCAUCACCACAUUCUCGUUACUCACGGGGGUGGUGUACCUGGUGCUGGAAUUUGCUCUUGCAGAAUUUAUGAAUGAGCCUGACUUCAGAAGGAGCUGUGCAGUUGGUUUCUCAGGAGUGCUGUUUGCUCUGAAAGUUCUGAACAACCACUAUUUCCCUGGAGGCUUUGUCAAUGUUUUGGGCUUUUCUGUCCCCAACAGAUUUGCUUGUUGGGCAGAACUUGUGGCUAUUCAUUUCUUCACACCAGGGACUUCCUUUGCUGGGCAUCUGGCCGGAAUUCUUGUUGGACUAAUGUAUGUUCAUGGACCUUUGAAGAAAAUUAUGGAGACAUGUGCAGGUAUUUUCCCAUCCAAUAUUGGCUACGGAGGGCAACAGUACCACUUUAAUAAUUCAGGCUACUCUGGCUAUCACCCUAAUGGCAGACCAGGUUACUAUGAUGGCAUACCCAGGAACUAUGAUGCUUACACUGCAGGGCUGAGUGAAGAGGAGCAGCUGGAGAGGGCGCUUCGAGCCAGCCUCUCGGACCAAGGAAAUGCCAGAGGCAGCCCCCAGCCCUACGGGUUCCGCCUGACUCCCGAAGAGGAGAUGAGGAGACAGAGACUGCACCGCUUCGAUGGCCAGUGAGUGGCCUGGGCACACGGGUUCCCAUUGUUUCCCGCCGGGGUCACCCCCCAACCUUUUGAUAAAGUUUGCACGAAAGCACAUGGGAUCCGCUUGUUGGGGCUGCAG
Molecule: messenger RNA, 1128 nt
Organism: Suncus etruscus (white-toothed pygmy shrew)
Lineage: Eukaryota; Metazoa; Chordata; Mammalia; Eulipotyphla; Soricidae
Gene: RHBDD1
Product: rhomboid domain containing 1
Exons: 7
Coding region: 82-1023 (313 amino acids)
Cellular component (GO): membrane
Molecular function (GO): serine-type endopeptidase activity
Source: RefSeq, a predicted model, not a curated record